This is a messenger RNA of Prunus armeniaca (apricot), 1020 nucleotides long. NCBI's taxonomy places the organism in Eukaryota, Viridiplantae, Streptophyta, Magnoliopsida, Rosales, Rosaceae. The record is from the annotation of a GenBank genome assembly.
AUGGAAUUUGAAGACGAGGUUGGUAUUUAUUAUAGGUCGUCGUACAAACCAUCGAUCAAGAAGGAAGUGGAUGAGACUGCAACAUCAGAGAUUCAUGGGGAAGUUGAAGAAGAAGUAGAUGGGGUUGAGAGGAGGCUCAAAGAGUUGAAGAACUUUGAUGAGCUUCCUAACCCUCCUUUUAAUCAUCACUUCAUCAACAAGCCAUAUAAUAUACAGGCAUCGCUAGCCGAAAGGAUUCAAGGAGAAUGGGAAUCAAUAAGACAACUUCCCCCAAGUUCAAUUUUGGUUAGGGGUUAUACUUCAAGGAUUGAUCUUAUGAGAGCUGUGAUAGUUGGUGGAGGUGACUUCAUACGUCUUCCAAAACGUGACAAGACCAAGAUAAUUGGUCGAAAAGGUGUCAUGAUAGUUGAUGAUGAUCGAGAAGAUGAUGAGAUGAUAACUUGUCGAGAAGGUCCUCCCUAUCACCAAGGCUUGUUCUUCUUAGACAUAUUCUUUCCAAGCAAUUAUCCGACAGAGCCUCCCCAACUCUUUUUCCGCUCUUACGGCCUUGAUCUAAACCCUAACUUGCCCAAAAACGGCAAAGUUUUGCUUGACGCCAAUCUACAACAGUCAAACAUAUGGGACACACUUGUUUCAAUUCGGGAAUUGAUUCUCUUGGAUGGUAUUGAUCAUGACAAAGAGAAUUCUUCGAAAUUAAGCAAAAUGGUUUUUGUGCAAACUUGGGAAGCCAUGCUUCAUAUGUUGGAGUGCCCACCUAUCCAUUUUCAAGCUUUAGUUUUGGGGUAUUUUCGAGUAAGAUCUCAUCAGAUUCUACUCGACUACAAAGCUUAUGCCGAUGUUCAGGAUCCGGCGAUGAAGUUGUUAUUCUUCAAGCUUGUGAAGGCCUUUGAAACUAAUGGAACUUAUUGCCGACAUCAUUAUAAUCAGAAGGAGUAUGAUUUGGCAUUUGAAAAAAAGGAGCCUUUAGAAGAUUAUAGCAAUAAUAUCCGUAGUUUUUGGUACUCUUCACUAAAAAUAUAG